Molecule: messenger RNA, 1029 nt
Organism: Talaromyces marneffei
Lineage: Eukaryota; Fungi; Ascomycota; Eurotiomycetes; Eurotiales; Trichocomaceae
Exons: 1
Coding region: 1-1029 (342 amino acids)
Biological process (GO): biosynthetic process
Molecular function (GO): acyltransferase activity, transferring groups other than amino-acyl groups
Source: RefSeq, a predicted model, not a curated record
AUGUCCUCCCCAAAUACUGAUACCAUGAUUCAAUACUUCACCAUAAACAACUUCAGAUUCCAAGAUGGAACUACCCUCCCACAUGUCCAACUCGCAUACCGCGAAUUCAACCCAACAAGAACAAAAGUCGCUCUCAUCCCUACCUGCUUUCGCGGCCGCAUCAACUCAACCCUCAACUUCGCCAACGGUGCAUUGCGAGACUAUCGAGUUAUAGUGGUAGCUCUAUUCGGCAAUGGCGAAUCAUCGAGCCCAUCAAAUACGUCAAACUUCCCGCAAACCCUAGACUAUCGAGACUGUGUUCACGCACAACACAAGCUCAUAAGGGAGCAUCUACGACUCGACAAGAUUGAUGUCAUGAUGGGAUUUUCUAUGGGUGGUCAAUGUACUUACCAUUGGGCAGCUAUACACCCAAGCAUGAUCAUCAAUGCGAUCAUCAUCUGUUCAUCGGCCAAGACGAGUUUACACAAUUAUCAAUUCUUGGAAGGACCCAAGGCUGCGUUGGAGAGUUCUAUUGAUUACAUUGGUGGGGAGUUUCGAACAAACAGAGCCUCUCCGCCGCUACGUGGAUUACAUGCCUUUGGUCGCGCAUACUCUGCGUGGUUGACAAGUGCCGGAUGGUUUGAGCAACGCCUCUUUGAGAAGCAAGGAUACAAAUCACUGGAUGAUUGGGCCAAUGUCGUUGCUGGAACGAAUUACAACGAUUGGUAUCCGGAUGAUUUAUUAGUGUUGCUGGGUAUGUGGCAGCGGUCUGAUAUUGGGGUUAGUAUGGGCUCUUCAAAUAUGGAUGGGAAUGUCAUUUCUGUGUCUGAAGCUCUGGGCCAAUUGAGUGCAAGGUGUCUUCUCAUGCCAUGCCAGACCGAUCAAUACUUUACAUGGCAGGUUAGUGAGAGAGAAGCUAAACAUCUAAAGAAGGCAGAGGUGGCUGUUAUCCCUUCGGUUUGGGGACAUGUGGCUGGAAGUGGUGCUAAUCCGGAGGAUAACGAUUGGAUGGAUAGUAGAAUUUCUCAAUUCUUAGCUCAGACAGACUAA